Messenger RNA from Aspergillus novofumigatus IBT 16806, 644 nucleotides. Its product is annotated as E2 ubiquitin-conjugating protein MMS2. Gene Ontology annotation, biological process: DNA damage tolerance; protein K63-linked ubiquitination. Gene Ontology annotation, cellular component: nucleus. The coding region runs from base 1 to 420 and encodes 139 amino acids. The transcript is spliced from 5 exons. NCBI's taxonomy places the organism in Eukaryota, Fungi, Ascomycota, Eurotiomycetes, Eurotiales, Aspergillaceae. The record is from RefSeq and is a predicted model, not a curated record.
AUGGCCGCAAAGAUUCCAAGAAACUUCAGGCUUCUUGAGGAGCUUGAAAAGGGAGAGAAGGGCUUGGGAGCAGAGGCGUGUUCCUAUGGUCUUGCGGAUGGUGAGGAUAUGAUGAUGAGCAAUUGGAACGGCACCAUUCUUGGCCCACCCCAUAGCGUCCAUGAGAAUCGGAUAUACAGUGUCCAGAUCCAUUGCGGACCUGACUAUCCUGAUAACCCCCCAACUAUCCAAUUCAUUUCUCGCGUCAACAUACCAUGCGUCGACCAGAAGACGGGAAAAGUCGAUCCCGCCAAACUCCCCUGUCUGGCCCAGUGGAAACGGGAAUAUACCAUGGAGACGAUCCUACUUGAGAUCAGAAGAUACAUGGCCCUACCACAACACAAGAAGCUUCCCCAGCCCCCAGAAGGCACCAACUUCUGAGUCUAUCGCCUUGUACAUGGAUCAGACAAUGAUCAUUGGAGUAACAGGUCGGUCAUUACGUUAGGUCUCUCUCCUUACUACAUUGAGUUCUAGAGCGUGUACAGUCUAUGCAUAUCAGCAGGUAUUGGCGUGGUUUCGUUAGAAGCCCAUUUUUCAAGCAAUCAAAAUACGAAACGUGCCAGAGAUUAUAUCUGACCCUAACCUUGUAACAGCGACAAUGGAAG